Molecule: messenger RNA, 729 nt
Organism: Fusarium mangiferae
Lineage: Eukaryota; Fungi; Ascomycota; Sordariomycetes; Hypocreales; Nectriaceae
Exons: 3
Coding region: 1-729 (242 amino acids)
Molecular function (GO): acireductone synthase activity; magnesium ion binding
Source: RefSeq, a predicted model, not a curated record
AUGACGCUCAACCUCAAUGAAUUCGACGUCCUAGUGUUUGAUAUUGAAGGAACCGUUUGUCCCAUCUCCUUUGUCAAGGACGUUCUCUUUCCGUAUGCACUCGAGGCACUUCCCAAGGUGUUAGAUCGAGAGUGGGAUAGCCCAGAGUUCGCAAAGUACCGCGAUGCCUUCCCCGAGGAGUAUCGCAACUCGCGCUCUGACUUUGAAGCGCACGUCCGCGACCUCGUGAAGCGUGAUGUCAAGAUCGCCUAUCUCAAGUCGCUCCAGGGUUACCUGUGGCUGCAAGGCUACAAGUCGGGUAACAUCGUGGCGCCCCUCUUCCCAGAUGUUGAGCCCUUCUUCAACGAGGCCACCCAAGCUGGAAAGAAGAUCAUCAUCUACUCAUCCGGCUCAGUCCCUGCGCAGAAGUUGCUCUUUUCACAUACCAACUCCAGGAAGUCAGAUAUGACGCCUCUUAUCGCAGACUACUUUGAUACCACUAAUGCGGGGCCCAAAACCGAAGUUGAUAGCUACGCGAAGAUCAUUUCUGAGCACCCGGAGCACAAGGACGUCGACCGAUGGCUUUUCCUGAGCGACAAUAUCAACGAGGUCAAAGCUGCUGUUGAGGCUGGUAUGCGCAGUGUGCCCGUUGUUCGUCCUGGUAAUGCGCCCUUGCCGCCAGACGAACUUCUGUCCAAGCUCGCCAUUACCGAGUUCAAGCACUCAGAGGUCGCUUCUUUGGGAGUAUGA